This is a messenger RNA of Rana temporaria (common frog), 3291 nucleotides long. Its product is annotated as histo-blood group ABO system transferase-like. Gene Ontology annotation, cellular component: Golgi apparatus; membrane; vesicle. The transcript is spliced from 8 exons. The record is from RefSeq and is a predicted model, not a curated record. Bases 92 to 1237 code for a protein of 381 amino acids. Gene Ontology annotation, biological process: carbohydrate metabolic process. Lineage: Eukaryota; Metazoa; Chordata; Amphibia; Anura; Ranidae. Gene Ontology annotation, molecular function: hexosyltransferase activity.
CUGUGUGAGAUACACUGGCAUUGCCACACCUGUGGCAUACCAGUCUCCUGCAGGCAGAUAGAGCAGCAGCUUCUCUAUCCUUGCCGUUAUCAUGCUUCUGAACAAAUGCAGCAGCACUCGAGAGCCAAUGGAAACCUCGGCUUGGGUACUGACAUCACUGGAUUCCAGGACAGAUAAAAAUUGCAAUGGAAAGAAGUGUCUUUUGUCUAUGCUCUUCAUCAACGCUGUGUUUAUCAUUGUCUUCUUCUGGUAUGAAAACAAACCCAUCAGGUGGCAUUAUGAAUCUCGGCUUCGCUGUAGACAAGAACCCAGAAAUACAACAGAAGACAUCUCACCACUGAACCUUUCAACUGAAGUGGCAAUUGGAAGGAUGUUGUAUGACAAGCCACAGAUCUUUAAACCACCGAGGUCAGAUGUCUUGAUGGUAACACCCUGGCUUGCCCCAAUCAUAUGGAAUGGCAGUUAUAACAUAGAUAUUCUGAAUGCACAGUUCCAUCAGAGAAAUGUCCGUGUUGGCAUUACUGUUUUUGCUAUGAAAAAGUAUACAGUCUUCAUCAAAACCUUCAUUGAAACUGCUGAACAGUUCUUCAUGGUGGGGCAUAAAGUCAACUAUUAUGUGUUUACAGACCGUGCUGAUGACAUUUCCAAUUUUACGCUCCCUGAGGGGAGGCAAUUGGUCAUCUUGGAAGUUCCCAGUUAUAAACAAUGGCAGGAAGUGUCCAUGAGGCGUAUGGAGAUGAUCCGUGAUAAAGCAAAUCAACGUUUCUACAAAGAAGUGGAUUAUUUGGUUUGUGUGGAUGUAGACAUGAGGUUCAGUGACUUUGUUGGGGUGGAAAUAUUAAGUGAUGUAUUUGGCACGAUACAUCCUGGUUUUUACAAUGCACAACGUGGCAGUUUCACUUAUGAGCGAAGACAGAAGUCAACAGCUUACAUUCCUACAGAUGAGGGGGACUUUUAUUAUGCAGGAGGGUAUUUUGGCGGUACGGUGGAAGAAGUCUACAAAUUGACCAAUUUCUGCCAUAAGGCCAUUAUGACUGAUAAGCACAACAGCAUCGAAGCCAUCUGGCAUGAUGAAAGCCACCUGAAUAAGUAUUUUCUUUACCACAAGCCAACCAGGAUCCUGUCCCCAGAAUAUCUGUGGGACAAUAACUUUGGUGUUCCACAGUUCCUCAAGAGAAGACGGUUUGUUGCCGUUCCCAAAAAUCACAAUGAAAUUAGGAACAAAAGGGCAUUGUAGAAAAAUCCUGGAUACCAAAAAGUUGAGACUUUAAAAUUAUUGUAAAAUGAUUGUAUCAAAUUGUGUCUGCAAUCAAAGAAUUCCACGCAUUUAAAAUGGUUAGGUUAAGAAGUAUGUUAAUUCAUACUUACACCUAAACCUGUUGUUACCAUGGUCUACCACUACUUAAAGAGUCAUGGCAAGAGUAUGUUCUUGGAGGAAGGAAUGCUUGCUGUGGGAGCAGUACCCUUUCUUGGUGGGGUAGAACCUUAUGUGAUAUUUUUAUGGGAACCUUACCUUACCUCACUUUGCCCCUUCCGACCCCAAAACUGUUGCUAUGAAAUGUUAUUUUCUUUGUUCAAGAGAAGAACAGUGUUUUUUCUUUGUUUUUGUUUUUUUGCUGAUUUCCGUUAAUUAUAGAAAGGGAUAAUGGCAACAAACUUACAGAAUGUUUUACCUUUUGUGUUGUAAAGAGGCACUGACACAGCAGCAUGCAAACUUUGCUCACUGCUGUCUUCCUGUCCCUCUGAAUUACCCCAUUAGAAGUUUAUGCACAAGACACUUUCUGGAUUUGGUGAGUGUCCCCAUAUUCUUUUUACAAGUUUAGUCUUACUACUGUCUAAAGAGCAAUCUUUGACAUCCAGAAAACAGAGGGGAACAGAGACUAUUAACAAGUCAAAAUACACUUUUAAAUGAGUGACUCUUACAGACUCCUAAGGUGGUGGAAGAUAUCCAAAGAGAACUGCAUCAGUACAGUACCAGAUUAAUAAACAACCCGACUGUGAUGUGGGGAUCCUAUAGGAGGACCACAAAGCAGUUAUCAGAGGUGUUUUUAUUAAAAAUGGCUCGCGGCUCAAACGCCGACGUACAGAGAAGCUUCCAUUCCUCCUCCAAGACAUACAUAAACUAGAGGCCCAACAAAAACAUGCCCCAGCUCAGACAAUUGAACAGAACUUUUUCUCCCUCCGCAAGCAGACCACAGACUUAUUAAGAUUUAGAGCCAAGGCAGCCAUACAAAGGGGCUGAAGACUCAGCUAUGAGUCAGGAGAUCAAUGCUGGAAAAUGCUAGCCCACUCAAAUUGUUACGCCCCACAGGUAAAAGGCAGUGCUACCUAAACAGAUUGCUCAGGGUUUUAGGGACUUCUAUUCCUCCCUAUACAACCUAUCGGAACAAUCCCCAACCCAGAUGCAAAUAGAAAACUACAUUGCCUCCUCUCAACUUCCUCAGCUAUCUCCUGAGAUACGAGAAGAGUUGGACGGACCAAUAACCCUGGAAGAACUUCAGGUCGCUAUCAAUAUCUCCAAGACGGGUAAAGCCCCGGGCCCAGAUGGUUUCUUGCUACCGUACUACAACCAGUUCCUCCCAUUACUAGGUCCCCAUAUGGUGGAAUUGUUCAAUAAAGUGGGUUCUGAAACACACUUUCCUAGAGACACAUUAAAAGCCCCUUUCAUUAUACUAGGAACAGACGCUGAAAAUGCGUUCGACCACGUGAACUGGCAUUUCACGUUUGUGGUCUUACGCCAUAUAGGCCUGGGGGAACAUAUGCUUCACUGGAUCACCAAGAUAUACUCAAACCCGACAGCCCAGGUUAAAGCCAAUGUUAUCUUAUCAGAACCCUUCCCCGUCACAAACAGUACGAGACAGGGCUGUCCAUUGUCCCCGCUACUUUUCGCUCUUUCCCUGGAACCUUUCCUCUGCACGAUUAGACUAAACCCGGUCAUCACUGGGGUCAGGGUAGGAGGUGGCCAACAUUUCUGCUUAUGCUGAUGACCUGCUUUUCUCCCAUACUAACCCAGCAGUAUCGCUUCUCAACCUCAUCCGCAAAUUCGAAAACAAUGGCAGACUGUCCAACCUACGGAUUAACUUCAACAAAUCAGAGGCUAUGUGAAGUAUCAAACAUGCAAUACUAACUAUAUGUAUCUAUUUAUCCUUUACUGUAACUUAUAAUAUAUAUAUAACUAUUGCAUCUGUAUUAAUGUGCUUGAGUCUCUUGUUUGCUACUAUGUAUGACCAGAGUGUAUAUUAGGCAUACGGCUAUAAUGCUAGAUAUAAAGAUUGACACAAUUGCUAGUUA